AUGGAGAGCGUGUCACCUGGGGGACCACCUGACCAUCCUCAGCAGGGGGAGGCCUCUGCCUGCUGGCGGCUCACCGUAAGGGUCCUGGAGGCGCGGAACCUGCCCUGGGCGGACCUGAUGAGCGAGACAGACCCGUACGUGGUCCUGCGGCUGCCAACCGCACCGGGUAUGACGUUUAAGACCAAAACAGUCACCGACUCCAGUCAUCCUGUGUGGAACGAGACCUUCAGUUUCCUAGUCCACAGUCAGGUCAAGAAUGUUCUGGAGCUUAGUGUCUACGAUGAGGACUCAGUCACGGAGGAUGACAUCUGCUUCAAGGUGCUCUAUGACAUCUCAGAAGUCCUCCCUGGCAAGCUGCUCCGGAAGACCUUCUCCCAGUGUCCCCAGGGAGAGGAGGAGCUGGACGUGGAGUUCCUGAUGGAGAAAACCUCGGACCGCUCAGAAAACCUCAUCACCAACAAUGUCCUUGUGGCCCGAGAGCUGUCAUGCCUGGACGUGCGUCUGGACCGCACGGGGAGCGCUGCCGUGGUCGCAGAUCAGGACAAGCCGGAGCUGGAGCUAGUGUUGAAGGGGUCAUAUGAGGACACACAGACAUUGGCCCUGGGCACAGCCUCUGCCUUCUGCUUUCACUACAUGGCGGCCCAAGAGACAGAGCUGAUCGGGCACUUGAGGAGCUCCACAAGCAAUGUCUGGAACUGGAAUAAUUCAGCUUGGCACCUCACUGUGCCCCUGAGGUCCUUGGCUGUGGGGAAAGAGGUGACCAUUGAUGUUCCUGCUGCAAAUGCCCCAGGAGUGAGGCUGCAGCUCAAGGCAGAGAGCUGCCCCAAGGAGCUGGCUGUGCGGCUGGGCUUCGAUCCGUGUGCGGAGGAGCAGGCCUUCCUGAGCAGGAGGAAGCAGGUGGUGGCUGCGGCCCUGAAGCAGGCCCUGCAGCUGGACAGAGACCUGCAUGAGGACGAGGUCCCCGUUGUGGGCAUUGUGGCCACAGGAGGAGGUGCCCGGGCCAUGACCGCACUCUAUGGCCACCUAUUGGCCCUGCAGAAGCUGGGUCUUCUUGACUGUGUGACCUACUUCAGUGGCACCUCAGGCUCUACAUGGACAAUGGCCCACCUAUACGGGGACCCUGAGUGGUCGCAUGGGGACCUUGAGGGUCCCAUCAGACAUGUCCGGGAGCACCUUGCCAAGAGCAAACUGGAAGUCUUCUCCCCAGAGUGCCUGGCGGGCUACCGCCGGGAGCUGGAGCUGCAGGCUGAGCAGGGCCACCCCACGACCUUUGUGGACCUGUGGGCCCUGGUGCUGGAGUCCAUUCUGCAUGGCCAGGUGAUGGAUCAGAAGCUGUCAGGGCAGAGAGCCGCACUGGAGCGGGGUCAGAACCCUCUGCCUCUCUACUUGGGCCUCAAUGUCAAGGAGAACAAUCUGGAGACGCUCGACUUCAAGGAGUGGGUCGAAUUCUCCCCCUACGAGAUCGGGUUCCUGAAGUACGGAGCCUUCAUCCCUCCUGAGCUCUUUGGCUCCGAGUUCUUUAUGGGACGGCUGAUGAGCAGGCGCCCUGAGCCCCGGAUCUGCUUUCUGGAAGGUAUCUGGAGCAACAUUUACUCCCUGAACUUGCUGGACGCCUGGUAUGACCUCACCAGCUCUGGGGAGGCCUGGAAGCGGUACAUCAAGGACAAGAUGAGGAACAUAGAGAAGGAGCCCCCGGCCUCUUCGGGGACCUCCUCGUGGCUGGAUGCCUUGUGGCUGCAGCCGGGAACGGCACUGGCCCAGGCAUUCAAGGGCUUCCUGACAGGCAGGCCGCUCCACCAGCGCAGCCCCAACUUCCUCCGGGGCCUCCAGCUGCACCAGGACUACUGCAGCCAGAAAGACUUCUCCACCUGGGCAGACACUCAACUAGACUCCACCCCUGGCCAGCUGACGCCCCAGGAGCCCCAGCUCUGCCUGGUGGACCCCUCCUACUUCAUCAACACCAGCUGUCCCUCCAUGUUCCGGCCAGGCCGCAGGCUGGACCUCAUCCUGUCCUUCGACUACUCCCUGUCCUCGCCCUUUGAGGCGCUGCAGCAGACUGAGCUGUACUGCCGGGCCCAGGGGCUGCCCUUCCCCCGAGUGGAGCCCAGCCCUCAGGACCAACGCCAGCCCAGGGAGUGUCACCUCUUCUCGGACCCCGCCUGCCCCGAGGCCCCUGUCCUGCUGCACUUCCCGCUGGUCAAUGACUCCUUCAAGGACCACUCAGCCCCUGGUGUCCCACGCAGCCCCGCAGAGCUCCAGGCUGGCCAAGUGGAUCUCACCACGGCCACCUCCCCCUAUGCCCUGUUCAACAUGACCUACAAGGAGGAAGACUUUGACCGCCUGCUGCGGCUUAGCGACUACAACGUGCGGAACAGCGAGGGCGCCAUCCUGCAGGCCUUGAGGACUGCACUGAAGCACAGAGCCCCAGAGCGAAGGCUUCCAGGGACGCAGACCUGA
Propithecus coquereli (Coquerel's sifaka) is the source of this 2457-nucleotide messenger RNA. It is a transcript of the gene PLA2G4D, whose product is annotated as phospholipase A2, group IVD (cytosolic). The transcript has 20 exons. NCBI's taxonomy places the organism in Eukaryota, Metazoa, Chordata, Mammalia, Primates, Indriidae. Gene Ontology annotation, molecular function: calcium-dependent phospholipid binding; calcium ion binding. The record is from RefSeq and is a predicted model, not a curated record. Gene Ontology annotation, cellular component: cytosol. Bases 1 to 2457 code for a protein of 818 amino acids. Gene Ontology annotation, biological process: glycerophospholipid catabolic process.